GCAUGCGGACGUCACUGCCGCGUGCGGCGGCGAAGGACAGGGCGCCCGCGGGCCGCAGUGGGAGCGGGUCCGGGCCCGGCGGCGCCAUGAGCGGCUACAGCGAGGACGAGCGGCUGCGGCUGCAGCAGCUCCGCGCCCUGCGGCGGCGCUGGCUGCGGGACCAGGAGCUGAGCGAGCGGGAGCCCGUCCUGCCGCGGCGGCAGCUGGGGCCCGUGGCCGCCUUCUGGGAGCGCUUCCUGCAGCCCGGGGGGCUCUGGCGGCAGCAGGUGUUCAAGGCCUAUGAGACCGGCGGCUUCGUCUUUACGCGGGUCCUUGUCCCCGCCUGGAUCAUCCUCUACUGCCUCAAGUACCACGUCAUGAAAACGCCGCACGGUGUUGUUAUGUCAAAUCCACGGAUAUUCCCAGGGGACAGAAUUUUAGAGACGGGAGAAAUUAUUCCACCCCUGAAAGAAGAACCCGGUGAGCACCACUGAUGGCUAAAAGCUGAUUUCCUCCUUCGGCGCACAAGGCGAGAACUGCGAACUGCUUUCUCUCUUCUAUAAAGGAGUCUUUAUUCUGCA
Messenger RNA from Chroicocephalus ridibundus (black-headed gull), 560 nucleotides. RefSeq names its product NADH:ubiquinone oxidoreductase subunit B6 (gene NDUFB6). Gene Ontology annotation, biological process: mitochondrial ATP synthesis coupled electron transport; mitochondrial electron transport, NADH to ubiquinone. The transcript is spliced from 4 exons. Bases 3 to 473 code for a protein of 156 amino acids. The record is from RefSeq and is a predicted model, not a curated record. NCBI's taxonomy places the organism in Eukaryota, Metazoa, Chordata, Aves, Charadriiformes, Laridae.